ACUCUAUCUCAUCAUCUCUUUCCUCUUACUCUUCCUCACCAACUCACCUCCUACACUCACCAUGCCCGCUUCCAAGUCGUCCAACGAGGGCACCGAGCGCCAGCCCCUCCUCUCCGGCGGCAACAACAACAACGCCAGCGGCGGUUGCUGCGGAGGCAACGCGUCGGGCAAGUGCUGCGGUGGUGCCAACCGCGCGACGGGCAGCUCGAGCAGCCUCACGCCCGCGUCAGGCGCCGCCGUCCCCCUCAAGCGCGGAAACAAGGCGUCCGCCGAGCCCGUGUGGGGCAUUGAGCGCACCGCCAGCCGCACGUCGCUCAACUCGCAGCGCGAGUCGCGCCGCACCCAGGUCGAGGACCUUCUUGCUGGCGACCAGCCCCUCGGAACAAAGUGCGGUGUCGCCCACGGUGCCGGCCAGUGCUGCAAGGAGCUCAAGGGCGACGACGAGCGUCACCUCAUUCCCCCCGAGAUUGUGCGAGACAUCGUUAUCGGCCUCUCGGACGGCCUUACCGUUCCUUUUGCCCUUACGGCCGGCCUGUCGUCGCUCGGCUCGUCGCGUCUCGUCGUGACCGGUGGCCUUGCUGAACUGUGUGCCGGUGCCAUCUCGAUGGGUCUUGGAGGCUUCCUCGCCUCGCAGGCCGAGCUCGACCACUUCCACUACCUCCGCCGCCAGACGCACGCUCGUGUCCUCCGCUCGUGUGACGGCGAGAUGGAGCGUGAGGUCCACGCCAUCCUCGGUCCCCUCGGUGUCAAGGAGGCGCUCUCGCGUCUCGUCGCCGACGACCUCCGCGAGGUCGAGGACGACGUCUGCGAGGACCAGGGCAUCUACACUGCCGCCGACAUUGAGGCCGCCGCCGACAAGCCAGAGAGCGACCCCAACGUCGGUCUCACUGCCUUCCUCCUCAAGUUUGGCGAGGGCAUGGAGGAGGUCCCCCGCUCGCGUCUCUGGAUUUCGGCCCUCACCAUUGGUCUCUCGUACUUUAUCGGCGGUCUCAUUCCCCUCCUCCCCUACGUCUUCACCGACUCGGCCGAGCUCGGCCUCAUCUGGUCGGCCAUUGUCACCGGCAUCAUCCUUCUGAUCUUCGGCACCUUCAAGACCUACUUCACGGGCGCUACUGGCGGCGUUGGCGGUUACGUCUGGGGUGCGAUCAGCAUGCUGUUUGUCGGUGGCCUGGCUGCUGGCUGUGCGUUUGCUCUGGUCAAGAUCCUCGGCGUCGAGGAGUAACCGUGUGCGCGGACUCAUCGCGUCACACAAACCUCCCGCCCCCACCACACAACACAACACGCUGUAUACGUAUACCCAUCCUUGGCCGGCCGCGAUGGGCCUUCCACGCGAGCUCCUUCCGCCCUGUCUGUAUUUCCUCAACCCGAAUGUACUUCCGUUUCUUGA
Vanrija pseudolonga is the source of this 1387-nucleotide messenger RNA. RefSeq names its product Vacuolar iron transporter cccA (gene cccA). The record is from RefSeq and is a predicted model, not a curated record. Gene Ontology annotation, cellular component: fungal-type vacuole membrane. Bases 62 to 1222 code for a protein of 386 amino acids. NCBI's taxonomy places the organism in Eukaryota, Fungi, Basidiomycota, Tremellomycetes, Trichosporonales, Trichosporonaceae. Gene Ontology annotation, molecular function: manganese ion transmembrane transporter activity; iron ion transmembrane transporter activity. Gene Ontology annotation, biological process: intracellular manganese ion homeostasis. The transcript is spliced from 3 exons.